This is a messenger RNA of Trichomycterus rosablanca, 3246 nucleotides long. It is a transcript of the gene mdm2, whose product is annotated as MDM2 proto-oncogene. Gene Ontology annotation, cellular component: nucleus. Gene Ontology annotation, molecular function: ubiquitin protein ligase activity; identical protein binding. Lineage: Eukaryota; Metazoa; Chordata; Actinopteri; Siluriformes; Trichomycteridae. The transcript has 11 exons. The record is from RefSeq and is a predicted model, not a curated record. Gene Ontology annotation, biological process: regulation of cell cycle; cell cycle; regulation of gene expression. Bases 263 to 1639 code for a protein of 458 amino acids.
AACGGUCAUGCAUGGACAUGUCGGAUCCACUAAACCAGUCCUGUCUCCGCCCAGCAGCGUCAGCAGGCUCGGUAGUAUCGUGCUAGCCCCGACAUGUCUGUCUGACUCUCUAAAGUGGGUUUAAAUCGCCGGCCGACCGGGACCAGACUCUCACUGCGCACUCGCAUGAGCUCAGGCACUUUAUGUACAGAUGAAGAGUAUAUAAUAUAUAGAUUUCUCUGCAGAUUUAUAGAAUCACCUCGUAUUUAUUCAGAAAUUCACAAUGGCUGCAGAAAACUGUCUAAGCAGUUCUCAGAUCAACAAGAUCGACAAUGAAAAGCUGGUAAGACCCAAAGUGCAGUUGCAAGCCCUGUUAAAAGAUGCAGGAGCGGAUAAGGAGGUGUUCACCAUGAAGGAGGUCAUGUUCUACCUGGGCAAAUACAUCAUGUGCAAGGAGUUAUAUGACAAGCAGCAGCAGCACAUCGUCCACUGCGAGAACGACCCUCUCGGCGCCGUGCUCGGAGUCGCCAGCUUCUCUGUGAAGGAGCCACGAAUGUUGUUCGCAAUGAUCUCUAAAAACCUCACAGCAGUAAAAAACCCGGACUCUCCGACGAACUUAGCAGAUCCCAGAAGUCAAAGUGAACAUGACAGAGGGCCGGAGGAGACAAACUCGGACUCGUCUACCUCAGCGCAGCAGCAGCAGCAGCGCAGGAGAAGAAGAAGCAGCAGUGAUCCUGCGAGUUUCUCAGGCCUGGAGGACUCCGGCGAGCCGCGGAAGAGGCACAAGUCAGACAGCAUCUCCCUGACGUUCGACGACAGCCUCUCCUGGUGUGUGAUCGGAGGUCUGCGCCGGGACCGAGGGAGCAGCGAGUCUUCAGUAUCACACAGCAGUGUGAAUGAAGGUAGGUCUCACGGCGAGGGCAGUGAAGACAGCGACGACUCCGAGUCUGAUAACUUCAGCGUGGAGUUCGAGGUGGAGUCCAUCGAUUCAGACGAAUACAGCGAGAUCGAUGAGGACUCCGUCCCGGAGGACGAGGUUUACGAAGUCACGAUCUUUGCCGAUAAUGAAGACUCGUUUGAUGAAGACACAGAAAUCACAGAGGAUGAUUACUGGAAAUGCUCCGAGUGCGAGGUGUUGAACCCUCCUCUCCCUCGACACUGCAAAAGCUGCUGGAAGGUUCGAGCGGGGUGGCUCCCCGAAUCUCGCGCCCAGCCCGACGCCCAAACCAACACCUCCUGCCACAGCACGGACCUCGAGUGCGCACCCGAAACCAAAGCCCGCCCCGACUCCCCCGACGAGGGCGUGGACGUCCCGGACGGCAAGUCCUCCCGCUCCCAGACCGCCGGCAGCUCGGACUCGCAGGGCUCGUCGCUGUCCUGCUCCCAGCCGUCCACCUCGUCCAGCCAGGAGGACGCGCCCGAACUGGAGCGCCUCAACAGCCUGAACAGCCUGAGCGGCUCGGAGAUCAGCCUCCCGUCCUCCUGCCUGGAGCCGUGCGUCAUCUGCCAGAGCAGGCCCAAGAACGGCUGCAUCGUCCACGGGCGCACCGGCCACCUCAUGGCCUGCUACACGUGCGCCAGGAAGCUGAAGAGCCGCAACAAGCUGUGCCCCGUGUGCAGGGAGCCCAUACAGUCGGUCGUGCUCACCUACGUCAGCUGAGGGGAGGAGGAGGACCGGGCGGGUGGAAGGAUUUACCUCAAUGUUCUCAACUCCAAAGCAGAAGAUGCACAAUUCAGGGCUGCGUUACACAUCCAGCUUCAAGUUCUAAAUGCUCUAAUGGCUUUUGUAGUUUAAUAGUUUAUAUUUCGAGGUGGGGUGGGUGUGUGUGUGUGUGUGUGUGUGUGUGUGUGUGUGGAUAAAUUAAAAUAUUUUGUGUUAUUUACAGAGAAAGUAUUCACACCCCUUGACAUUUUGCAGGUUUAUUGUUGUCGAUUUGAUUGUGAAUGGGACAGAAUGACCGUUUAUACCGUUCUAUACUUAACCAAACCCAGUUUGUUGCAGCCCAUCUGGCUGCAGGUCUUCUUGGGUACGUCUGUACAAGCUUUGCACGCUCGGAUUUAGGCAGUUUAUCCCAUUAUUCACGUCCAUCAUCAAAUGUUCCAUGGUGUGUAAGUCUGGGGUUUAGUUGGGCCACUCAAACACAUUUGGGUUGGUUUUCUCAGACAGGGAUUAAGCCUAGUCCUAGACUACAUUUUGCUUUAAAUGGAGAAUCUCCAUUUAAAAUGCUGUGUAGUCUAGGACUAGGCUUAAUCCCUGUCUGGGAAUCCAACCCUUAGAGUUUAAGACCAGCUCAUUUCUGUCAGUCAUUGUGCAUGCACUCUUGGGGGGUGGAGGUUUCCUUUCUGAAUGUUUUCGUAUUUGGCUGCGUUCAUCCGUCCCUCAAUUUUUACCAGUUGCCAAAAAGCUACCCCCAUAGCAUGAUGCCGCCACCACCGUGUUUCACUGUAGGGAUUGUACAGGGUGUCCCUAAAGUCUGGAAAUGCAUAUUUUCUAUAAAUCUAUAACAUCUUUAUUGUGUUUUCCACUAUCUGUGAUGCAAUAUGUAUAUGUGUGUGUAUAUUUUAGUAAACAUAUAGCACAUAGGUAUAGUUAGUGAUAUCUCCUAUGUGUCCAGACUUUACGGACACCCUGUAUUAGACAUGUAACGUGCAGUGUCUCAUCAGGCCGAAUCCUUUACCUGCCGUGGAGCUAAACUCCCAUUUAUUUGCUGGUCAUAUAUCUUUCAAUCAACAGUAACUGGGUGGUUGGGUGCCAACUCAAGGAUCUCCUCGCUCUGAGCUACACGUCGCCUGGAUUUGAUCAUAGGGUUCCACACAGAGUUGCUUGGACUUCACGGUUUUCAUAUGGAGUGUAAAUUGUGGGUCCAGUCAAGUCCAGUGCAACAGUCGACUCCAGAUGCACUCGACUGAAUACUACAGUAUUUAAGGGUCUGAAUACUUUUCGCAAAUACGUUUUCGUCAUUCAGGGUGAUUGAAUGUUGAGACUGACGAGUAAAAAUGCUAAUUAUAUUAUUUAUAAAUCUAAUCCACAGCACAAUAAAAUGCACAAACAGUCCAGGGGUGUGAAUACUUUCUAAAUCCAGAAUCGUUAAUAAUAUCUAUUUAUAAAAAAAAUGCCCUAUAGUUACUGUAUCUUUUGAAGUUUUACGCUCUACGCUGUUCGUGAGUUAAUCUGUUGUAUCUCAGUUGAUUCGUUUUUUCUCUUUUAUUUAAUAUAAAUUGUUGAUUUAUUUUUCCUGUCCAAUAAAAAUAACUACAUUCGACAAA